Molecule: messenger RNA, 2460 nt
Organism: Benincasa hispida (wax gourd)
Lineage: Eukaryota; Viridiplantae; Streptophyta; Magnoliopsida; Cucurbitales; Cucurbitaceae
Product: peroxisomal acyl-coenzyme A oxidase 1-like
Biological process (GO): lipid homeostasis; fatty acid beta-oxidation using acyl-CoA oxidase; long-chain fatty acid metabolic process
Cellular component (GO): peroxisome
Molecular function (GO): FAD binding; acyl-CoA oxidase activity; fatty acid binding
Source: RefSeq, a predicted model, not a curated record
GAAAAGAGAAAUUGGGAGAGGAAAAGGAAAAGAAAUUCAAAACCAAUGACUUUUUCAUUGGGAAACACAACGACCGACAAGUCGUGUGGAUCGGAGGAUUAUCCUUUUUUCCUUUUCCUAAUGGGGUAUUGAGAAAUAGGCUGCUUUAAAUACCCACGAAGCUCCAUUCCAUUUGGCAAAGAUCUGCACCACGUUUUCGAUUUCCAAAAGCAUUCUUCCAAGUUUUUUCGAUUUGGGGUUGUCGAUUUCUCUAGUUUAAGGUCUUUUUUUGAAGUGGGGUUUUCGAAUUCUUGUUGACGAACAAAUGGAGGGAGUUGAUCAUCUUGCCCAUGAGAGGAACAUGGCUCAAUUCGACGUUAAUGAUAUGAAGAUCGUUUGGGCGGGAUCUCGUCAAGCGUUUGAGGUAUCUGAUCGAAUGUCUCGACUGGUUGCUAAUGAUCCGGCCUUUCGAAAGGACAAUAGAGUCCAUUUAACAAGGAAGGAGUUGUUUAAGAACACUCUUAGAAAAGCAGCUUAUGCAUGGAAGAGGAUUAUUGAGCUUAAACUUUCUGAGGAGGAAGCUGGUAGAUUAAGGUUCUUUGUAGAUGAGCCAGCAUAUACAGAUCUUCACUGGGGAAUGUUCGUUCCAUUCCUUAAAGGGCAAGGAACUGAGGAGCAACUACAGAAGUGGUUGCCGUUGGCAUAUAAGAUGCAAAUAAUUGGAUGCUAUGCUCAAACUGAACUUGGACAUGGUUCAAAUGUUCAAGGGCUUGAAACAACUGCAACGUUUGAUGCAAAGACAGAUGAAUUUGUUAUACAUAGUCCAACACUUACCUCAAGCAAAUGGUGGCCUGGUGGUUUGGGUAAGGUUUCAACACAUGCAGUUGUAUUUGCUCGUCUUAUCACCAAUGGUCGGGACUAUGGAGUGCAUGGUUUCAUGGUCCAGAUAAGGAGUUUGGAUGAUCACUCAGCUCUACCAGGCAUAACUAUUGGAGAUAUUGGUGUGAAAUUUGGGAAUGGAGCUUACAAUACUAUGGAUAAUGGGGUCAUGCGCUUUGAUCACGUCCGCAUCCCGAGGAAUCAACUGUUGAUGAGGUUUUCUCAAGUUACAAGGGAAGGGAAAUAUGUGCAAUCAGAUGUUCCACGACAAUUAGUUUAUGGCACUAUGGUAUAUGUUAGAAAGACGAUUGUAGUUGAUGCUUCAAAUGCCUUAUCACGUGCAGUUUGUAUUGCUACGAGGUACAGUGCUGUUCGUAGACAAUUCGGAGCACAGGAUGGUGUGGAAACUCAGGUGAUCAAUUAUAAAACGCAACAAAGUAGGCUAUUCCCUUUGCUGGCUUCUGCCUAUGCUUUCAGAUUUGUUGGUGAGUGGUUACAGUGGCUAUACACGGAUGUGACUGAGAGACUGGCUGCCAACGAUUUCUCGACCUUGCCUGAGGCUCAUGCAUGCACUGCCGGCUUGAAGUCAAUCACGACGGCUGCAACUGCUGAUGGGAUCGAGGAGUGCCGGAAGUUAUGUGGUGGCCACGGUUACCUUUGUAGCAGUGGGCUUCCUGAGUUGUUUGCAGUUUAUGUUCCUGCCUGUACAUAUGAAGGAGACAAUGUUGUGCUACUUUUACAGGUUGCACGAUUUCUCGUAAAGACCGUAUCCCAGUUGGUGUCUGGGAAGAAGCCUGUUGGUACGACAGCUUACAUGGGACGAUUACAACAUCUGAUGGAAUCCACUUGCAAAGUUCAGAAAGCUGAGGACUGGUUAAAUCCUAGCAUUGUUCUUGAGGUUUUUGAAGCACGGUCAGCUAGGAUGUCUGUUGAAUGUGCCAAAAAACUUGGCGAGUUUACCAAUCAAGAAGAAGGUUUUCAGGAACUUUCUCCUAGUUUAGUUGAGGCUGCAGUUGCACAUUGCCAACUAAUUAUCGUCUCCAAAUUCAUUGAGAAACUUCAGGGAGACAUACCUGGAAAAGGAGUAAAAGAGCAAUUACAGAAACUUUGCAGUAUUUAUGCUUUGUAUACACUACACAAACACAUGGGUGAUUUUCUUUCCACUUCAACCAUCACCCCCAAACAGGCUUCACUUGCUGAUGAUCAACUUAGAUCUCUAUAUUCUCAGGUUCGGCCCAAUGCAAUUGCUCUUGUCGAUGCGUUCAACUACACCGACCAUUACCUUGGCUCGAUUCUUGGCCGGUAUGAUGGGAAUGUUUACCCAAACCUCUACGACGAGGCAUGGAAGGAUCCGAUGAACGAGUCCGCUGUGCCUGAUGGCUACCAUGAAUAUAUCAAACCUCUGCUUAAGCAGCAACUCAGAAAUUCUAGGUUAUGAAGAAUAGGGAUGGUGUAACAAAAUGUUAUGCUCUGAUAAUUUGUAAUAAGUCCACGGAUUCAGCUUGGGAUUCUAUUCUCCUGUAUGAAUUCGCAUUAUUUUAUAGAUCGAAUUACUGGCUAUGAAUUUUAAGUACCUUAUUAAGAAAGUAGAUAUUUUUUCCC